CGAGUAAUGGGACGCCAAUUCCUUUGCACCAGCGUGCUGUGGACCCCAUCUUGGUUUGGCAGCUGAAGAGAAAUCCGAAUUAGAGUUCGGAUCAUCUUCUGGCAUUGAAUUAUGGAUAACUUCGGCCUGUGUUCUCUGCUCAGCCAUCUCGUAACGUUUAACCCUCGUAUGAUUCAAGUCACGCAGAGAAUGCAUGAGAAGAUGUUCGGAGAACGUUCUCCACUUUUACGGAAUUCAAGGUUGUUGAGGACAUGUUUUAAAACGAAGUUUGCAGUCGCAUUUUCAUCUUACAAACCAUUGUUACCCAAGUCAAAUAAAGGGAUUCGCGAGUCUAAGUACUUUGUGGAUUACAAGGAGGUAGAGGUUUAUGGGGGAGAUGGUGGGGAUGGUUGUAUGUCAUUUAUGAAGAUUCCCCGAGUUGAGUUUGCUGGACCAGAUGGAGGGGACGGUGGAAACGGGGGCCAUGUUAUUUUCAUAGCAUCUAACAUGAAGAAAUCUCUGAAUCAUUUGGAUUCUCCUGUCAAAGGAAUCCGGGGAGUUGAUGGUGGUCCACAAAACUGUCAUGGAGCUACUAUGGACCACACAUACAUCCAAGUUCCAAUGGGAACAGUGAUAAACUCAAUCAAUGGUCAGGAACUUGCGAACCUGGAAUGUGACGGUGACUACUACGUAGCAGGGAGGGGAGGGGCAGGAGGGAGGGGCAACAAGUUUUACCUGUCCAAUGAAAACAGAGGGCCUUCAGUGGCAGAAAAAGGGGCAAAGGGAGAGCACCAACGAUUGAGGGUCGAAUUAAGGACGAUGGCCAAUGUUGGAUUAAUAGGAUUUCCUAAUGCUGGCAAAUCUACCCUGUUGAGAGCAAUUACAAAUGCUAAACCUAAAGUUGCUGCCUAUCCUUUUACCACUCGCAACCCUUUUGUGGGGAUAAUGGAAUUUUCUGAUCACAAGCAGAUGACUGUUGCGGAUAUUCCUGGUCUGAUCACGGGAGCCCAUAAAAACCUGGGUCUGGGGUUUUCCUUCCUCCAGCACAUACAGAGGUGUACGUGUCUCCUGUACGUGAUAGAUCUCUCCUACACGGAGCCCUGGACUCAGUACAAGGCCCUACAGUAUGAACUGGAGCAGUACCAACAGGGUCUCUCCACACGGCCAUGUCUAAUCGUGGCAAACAAAAUAGAUCUGAGUGUGGCAGAGAAAAACUUGGAGGUGUUGAAAGCGCAUGUGGACUUGCCGGUGUUGGCUGUUUCAGCAGCCAAAAGAAUCGGACUGGAGGAGUUAAUGAUAGAAAUCAGAGAGCUGUAUGAAAGAUAUGAGGUGGACUCAACUAAGACUGAUGCAGAGAAUAAAGCAUCUUGAUUUCAAAAGUUCUAUAAGUUCAAAGACAAUAGUAACCAAGAUGAAGAUUUUCCAUCUGAAUAUGGGUGAAUUGUCAUAUUGAUUUUUUUUAGUAUGGAUGAGUUUUCUGUGUGAUGUGAACAAUAUUUGCUGGAUGUGCUCUUAUAUAUGUUUAUGCAAGUUUUUAUAUGACAGAUGUUUUCUGCAAUGUUUUCUGUUGUCCAUUGUUUUAUUGUUUAUUGCCAAUCUGCCUUGAGGCAGUUUGUAAAUGCAUUUUGAUUUUUACUGGGUAUAGUAAUAAAUAUAAUUAAAUUAACCAUGGACAAACGUUCCAGCUCUAAAAAGUUGAAAAAUCUUGCCAAACUUGACAAGU
Molecule: messenger RNA, 1702 nt
Organism: Magallana angulata
Lineage: Eukaryota; Metazoa; Mollusca; Bivalvia; Ostreida; Ostreidae
Product: mitochondrial ribosome-associated GTPase 2-like
Exons: 7
Coding region: 112-1350 (412 amino acids)
Cellular component (GO): mitochondrion
Molecular function (GO): GTPase activity; GTP binding; magnesium ion binding
Source: RefSeq, a predicted model, not a curated record